Molecule: messenger RNA, 3968 nt
Organism: Octopus sinensis (East Asian common octopus)
Lineage: Eukaryota; Metazoa; Mollusca; Cephalopoda; Octopoda; Octopodidae
Exons: 24
Coding region: 265-3867 (1200 amino acids)
Source: RefSeq, a predicted model, not a curated record
UGACAAUUAUAGAAGCUGGAAAAUCUGGAGGACCAUUAUGUUGAAUGGUGCUGGCAAUAGGUGGCGCUUCUGGAGCAGUGGUUGCACCGAUGUCGGUUUCGCUAAACCGACGUUAAUUAACGCACCUAAUUAAUUACUGCAUAAAUGAUUACUACCUAAAUAACAACAACAGUAGGCUGUUUAUCUUUCCUCCAACAUCUCCGUUUACUCUAUUUAUUCCAUCUUCUCUGUUUUCCGGGGGUUUUUCUUGCUUCUUCGAUAGAAAUGGAGAAUGUUAAACUUCAAUCGCACCUUGACGCUCCUGGCACCCGGAAUGAACACCCGACUGUUUGUGUGGCUAGUACGAGUAGCGAUGGAUUGCCUGUCGCAAUUAAAGAAGAACCGUUGUCUCAAGACACCUACGAAGUACUGCUUUAUGACAAACAACUUGACGAGGAUGCUGAUAAUGAUGACAAUAAUAAUAAUAAUAAUGAUGAGGAUGACGAUGAAGAAGACGAGGAAGAUAUUGUCGAGAGAUUUCAGAUUAAAUGUGUUGAUUAUGAUGAAGACAGUUACAAUAAUUUAAUUAUUGACAAUUCCGCUUCGAAUGAUGCAUCGUUAAUCUCCACCAAUAUUCAAGAAAAAGAUGCUUCAUCAGAUAACACUUGCACAGUGAGAGAUUUGGCGAAUACAUCUGAGAGCGUUAUCAAUGAUUUUGAUGCUGAACUUUCAGAACUGUUGUCGACCGGAGGUGAACCUGGUGCCAAGUCUAACAAGACGUUAGUUAAUGCUAAAACUUGCCUGUUCCUUAACAAUAUUUACCAAGCUGUCCUGCAAGAGAAUCUCUUGAAACUUCAGAUGGAAUUGGUCCAGAAUCAGGAAAAACAGAAAGCCAUUAAUGAAGAAUUGCACAAAACUGCUACGAACAAAAAAAUCAGAAGGAAUGUCUUUUACCAGCCUUAUUUCAUGAGUUCACAAGGAAUGCCUCCUCCAAACGAACACACCAAACUUCUAAAACCAUGGCACCUCAAACAGACACAAAGAGACAAAUAUUGGAAGAAAUGGGAACAGGACCUCCUCAUCAACGCUGUUCAGGAAAAUGCCUGGGAAAUAAUAUUGAAGCCCUUCAUGAACAAAAUUGAAAUCUAUACGGACAAACUGUUGACGAGUAAAGAGAGCACCACAAGUGCUAAACUGCAGCAGAAACUGGACCAGCUGAGACAAGAGAUGGUACAAGUGGAACAGAAAGAUAUCAACAGCUUCUUUGAUGAAGAUGACUUUGAAGACAAACUGGACUGGAUGAAAAUAGCCAAUUUAACAUUCUGUGAUAGACACUCUGAAUUUUCCUGUCAGCUGAUGUGGCGGAAUUGGUUACGACCUGGCAUUAACAAGAAACCCUGGACCAAGGAGGAGACAAUGCGGCUAAGAAAAUUGGUGGAGCUACAUGGACGGCACCAGUGGCAGAGAAUUGCCAAAGAACUGAAGACCAAUCGUACCCCUAUGCAUUGUCUGCAGCAUUACAGGCGAGAACUCGACUCCUUUACUAAACGAGGCUGGACAGAAGAAGAAGACAAAAUUUUGAAAGAAGUCGUCGAUAGCUGCCGUAUUGGCAGUCGAAUUCCUUGGAACCAAGUGUCAUUUUAUAUGGAAGGUCGUAGUAGUACUGCUUGUAUCGCUCGCUGGACGGCUUUGGAUCCCAGUAUCAAGCACGGUCGAUGGACGCAGGAAGAAGAUUCUCUGUUGGUAGCAGCAGUUCAAAUAAUGGGAACAAGCAAAUGGCCCCAUGUGAGGAGUCUGGUCCCUAAUCGAACAGCCAACCAGUGUCGUGAAAGAUGGGUCAACUGCUUGGAUCCAGGUAUUAACUCAGGACCAUUUACCUAUGAGGAAGAUAAAUUAUUAUUGAAAUAUGUCAAAGAGAAUGGAGCUGGUAACUGGGCCACUGUCGCAUCUCACCUGCCGGGCCGUACCGAUCAGAUAUGCUCCACUCAAUAUUUCCGACUCAAGAAAUGGCGAGACCAAGCGAAUUUUGUAAAAAAGCAGUCUGAUGAAUCCAAGUCUUAUUUCAUGCCUAACUUUGAUGCCAGUAAAUAUGUGGAUCUUGUUGAGUCUGGAAAAUCUUUGGAUGAGUUGAUACCCCUACCCUGUCCUUCUAAGUAUCAGAACUCUUUCAACAAUAUUCUCCAGAAAUGGCAGCAAGAGAAUCUCAAAAGAGAUUUGGUGAAACAGGAACUCGAUUCCAGAAAAGGUGAUAUCUUUGUACCUCGGCCCCCGUUGUUGCGGAAGUUCUCCCCAAACGUCACAAAAGUAUGGGAUACGAGGAACAAACUGCGCCAAAGAAUUGAAGAAUUCGUUCAAAGCCAACUUGUGGAAUCUGGAGAGAUAAAAUCCAAAGAAAAGACAGACAAAGCUUAUUCCCUUAUGCGCUCUAAACUGGAUCAACUGAAGCCAAGUACUCGGGUAUCCGAGAUCCUUAGGGUGGCCCGUGGCUUUAGUCAGAAGCCAGAGAGAAAAGGUGACAACAGGAACUCAAAGUUUGUACUUGCUGCUGUAGACCAAGAAAUCAAAGACUUGUUGUAUGUUCAUUGGCUGAAAGAGAAUUACGUAAACCGACUCCAACCGUUUGAAGAUGAGUUUGUAACACAGACUGUUGAUGAAAGGGGACAGAGCAGGCUCCAGCUUCUGCACUUGUUUGUCAAUGCUCUUGGCCCCAGGACCAACUUAUACCAAAAAAUCAAGACAAAGCGAAUCACGGAACCCUUGGAAGACUCGGUGGAAGAAAGCCAGAGAGAAGAUUUCCGACUCAUGUUUCUCAGUUCGUUCAACACGGAUCUGACUUCGGUGAACUUUUCUCAUGAGCCGGACCAUACAGUGAACGCGGGAGACACCGUCCCUCCAAACUUGGCCACGCUUAAUGCAAUGCGGAUGCUGCUCCAAGAACAACCAAAACUGAAGAAAACAGCUGAGCAGUAUGAUGAGGUUUUGACCAAAGAUCCGGACAUGGAUUCUUUAAGGGAGCGAAUGAACCUGGUGAAAGUAGACCCCCAUUAUAGUUUGCUCCAGGAAAGGUUCAACACGUUGUUCAUGUGGCCAGGGCUUUUGACAACGCUGAACCCUAAGAAACAAGGAGGCCCUGCGAAGAGCACAGAGAAGAAAGAAAACCCUAGGAAAAGGCGUAUAAAUAAGUAUCCCCUGAUUACUCCUAAACGAAAUGCCAAGCCUAAGAAAGUUGUUCCAAAGACGGAGGUAUUGACGGAUCGUGCUGAUAACACCACGGGACAAUUGAGCGGGAAUAUUGCCAUGCAAAGCGGAGACAAGUCUGUGAAAACUGAAAUACUAACAUCGGAAACCAGUGAGACCUUGUCAUCCUCAACGGCAACCGAUGGCGCUCCGGGAAACGUGCCACAGAAGAGGAGGGUUGGUCGUCCUGUGGGCGCGAAGUCAAAACCGAAAGAGAAAGUCCUGGAGCCAGUCAGGUCGUCUCGGCGUCAACGAGGGAAUUGUUCCAAAUCUCCCGAUGACAGCAAACCUUGGGAGCUGAACGAAGAGCCGACCGCUAAAAGGAAACGUCGAAGAACAACGAAAGGCGCCGCCGCCAACCGGGACUGCACAAGCUUGUUUGCAUCUCCAACGGCAGUGCCAACCCCUGGCGUGUCUCAGAAUCAGUCAUCAGCAGCAGCAGCAGCAUCAUUAUUAUCAUCAUUAUCGUCAUCAGCAGCCUCAUCAUCAUCAUCAUCAUCAUCGUCAGCAACAGCACCACCACCACCACCACCACCAACAGGCGAACAGGAAUUGUUAUCGAAACUAUCUCCGAGUCUUGUGCAACAGGUCAUCAGUCAAGAAGUCCAAGUGCAACCGAUUGGCACUUACAUGAAUGUCACACCUCCGUAAUGUUACAUCUCUAUCGUGUUACACCUGCAUCAUGUCGCACCUGUAAUAAUGUCGCUCUUCCUAUCAUGUCAUGCUUCUAUAAAUGUAAAAUUUUUACCUGA